Aphanomyces astaci is the source of this 1001-nucleotide messenger RNA. RefSeq lists its product as hypothetical. The transcript has 6 exons. Lineage: Eukaryota; Oomycota; Saprolegniomycetes; Saprolegniales; Verrucalvaceae. The coding region runs from base 35 to 700 and encodes 221 amino acids. Gene Ontology annotation, molecular function: cation binding; protein serine/threonine phosphatase activity. Gene Ontology annotation, biological process: protein dephosphorylation. The record is from RefSeq and is a predicted model, not a curated record.
GGGGGAGGUUCACUUUUGCGCGGGACGGCUGACAAUGUCCAUAAGCGAAGCACUGGACUGCUGUGCUCUUGUGAGCAUCCAUGAGGAGAUGAACCCAAGCAAGCGCAGGUCCAUGGAGGACGCCCUUCGCGUAGUUGAUGGCUUCGCCGGCAACGCAAGGCAUGGUUUCUUUGGGCUGUACGACGGGCACGGAGGGCGAGAGAUAUCGGCAUAUCUGCAAGAAAACCUGCACGUGACGUUGGAGAAUGAACUGGCCCACGUCGACAACGCCGGGCGAACCGACGUUGCCACAUGCAUCUCACGUGCGUUUAUUGUGGCGGACAUGGAUUGCUGUGAAUUGCCAGCGGCCGAGAACGCCGGGUCGACCGCGGCCAUUGCUUUGCUUCGGGACGAAGACAACCAUCGCGUCCUGUAUGCCGCGAACGUUGGCGACAGCCGAAUAGUACUGUGCCGCAAUGGGACCGCAGAGCGCUUGACGCAGGACCACAAAGCAGAAUUGCAUUCGGAAGCUGUCCGUGUCUGUGACUCUGGUGGCUUUGUCAUUCACAACCGCGUGUCUGGCGUUCUUGCGGUGUCGAGGUCAUAUUCUAUAUAUGCGAUGCAGAGAAGAUGUCUCUCAUGUACGUGUACUAGAUCGUUUGGCGAUAGCGCGUUGAAGAAGUGGGUUAUUGCGCACCCGUACACGUCCAAAUCCAUGUAACGUCCUGGCUACGUCGAUCAUGAACGUGAUGGUGGGUGUAGAUUGGAUGCGUCGUGCUCGUUCUUCAUCCUGGCAUGUGAUGGGGUGUGGGACGAGCUCGAAGACCAAGCAGCCGUGGACCUAAUCUUGGCCUUGUCAGAGUCGGACCGAGCGCAGGCGGCCGAAGUCCUCGUCGGCGCCGCCCUUGAAGAAGGAAGCUGUGACAACAUUUCAGCCAUCGUGGUCUUCCUGUAGUUUUCGAAUAAUCUGUGAAACCGUCAAUAUUAAUUAUUACAGGAUAUUCCAUAUAUAAGUACACUUG